Molecule: messenger RNA, 2342 nt
Organism: Ruditapes philippinarum (Manila clam)
Lineage: Eukaryota; Metazoa; Mollusca; Bivalvia; Venerida; Veneridae
Exons: 7
Coding region: 128-790 (220 amino acids)
Molecular function (GO): acyltransferase activity, transferring groups other than amino-acyl groups
Source: RefSeq, a predicted model, not a curated record
UAGCUCAUUAAGUAAAUGAAACAUACAUGUAUAUAAGCUAGUAAAACUAUAAUUUUUAUUUUAUUGACAAUCAGUUUUGUGACCAGUUAGAAGAAUUUGAUUAUUUGAGGAUAAUAUAAUCAUUAGAAUGAAUGGCGGUAAACCAGUCACCAUGUCUAUAGAGGCACAAAGUCCGAUAUAUCCUGUUCUAACACAGCCUGGAAGCAGACUGGGACCUCCGCCAGGGGCAUUUCCGGAAAAUGGCGUAUCAGUUCGGGUUUUGAGAGACACAAAGGAAGAUGCGGAAUUUGCAGCUAAAUUAACUGUCGAGGCUUUCAGGGGGAAAUAUGUUCAUACUAUAACAGAAAGAAAAGAAGGCAAUUUUCGGAAAUUGACGGAAGCCCUGUGGGCCCUUAAAAUAAAAAAACUAAAAUUUAAAGGUGACUCCGAAAUAGAAAAAGAGGAUCAUUUAUCGGAUCUGGGAUGCUGGCAUGGAUGUAGAUAUGGAUGUUUUGGUAUUGCCACGUCUGUGCAUGUAGAUGAAAGUUUCAAGUGUUAUGUGGACCAUAUAUGUGUUGAUGAAAGCGCACGCGGAAGAGGUGUUGGCAAACUGUUAAUGAAGAGAGCCGAAUUCGAAGCUAGAACGAAAAAUUGCUCACUGGUAUACCUUCACGUAACAACGACGAAUAGAGCCAAGAACCUUUACGACAGAGAGGGAUUCCGUGUGGUAAAGACAACAAAUAGAUGUAGUUGUGUAGGGUGCUGCAUAGGUCCACCAGGGAAACUACACGAAAUGGAGAAAACCCUUUAACAGAGAAUGAAAAGAAAAUAAUGGAACGAGUGCGACAGAUGUUUUUAAAGUAUAAAGACUUAAACAUGAUAAUCGUCAAUCAUCGGGAAGUUUCGCCAAAUUCCGGAAUGGGAUAAGAACAGUUCUUAUAUAAUAUUGCCGUGUAAUGCAAAUUAACUACAUUCGUAUUUGUAAUUUGAUAUAGAAAAUUAUGGGCGUUGCACUUGUUUUAAAUCGAAUGUAUUCAGAGCUCUUUACCAGGUCUCAAACGUUGUUAUGUACUUUGAUCGAAUGUUUUCAUUUCCUGAUGAAUUAGAACUUUUAUUCAAUAUAAUCAUGAUAUAGAUAAAGUAUACCUCAUUAUAAUACAGUGUUUGAACGCACUUAAGUAAAAUAUGCUUAUUGAAACAGGCUAGUCACAUUUGAAGAUUAGUUUCUUUAACCGACUACGUUUUGCUAAGAUUUAAAGAGAUAGCGUUUGCUUUACCAAGUAAGUUAUGUAUUAUUAUAAUACAACUUCAAACAAAAGAUGUCAUGGUAUUGCGUAAAUUUAAAAAAACAUUUCCCUGCAUAGGCUAAUUUCGCAUUUAUUUAAAAAGUGAUAUUUUAACAAUGUCUGAAUGUCAGACUGAAAGAUGUUUUUUGUUUGUAUGUAUGUAAUUAUUUUUUCCUGUUAAAUUCGAUUUCGCCAAGAUUGAUGAAAGUUCAAAACAUUGGAGCCGCGUCACGACAAAACCAACAUAUUGAGUUUGCGACCAGCAUGGAUCCAGACCAGCCUGCGCAUCCGCGCAGUCUGAUCAGGAUCAAUGCUGUUCGCUAUCAGUUUCUCUACUUGCUAUAGGGUUUGUAAGCGAACAGCAUGGAUCCUGAUCAGACUGCGCGGAUGCGCAGGCUUGUCUGGAUCCAUGCUGGUCGCAAACCUAUUAUGUUGGUUUUGUCGUGACACGGCUCAUUUAAUGUUAAUUAUGUCAAAUAAAUGUUGUGAAUGGUAUUUUGUAUAAGCGAAUAAUAAAGGGGCUAUCAGUUAGUCCUAUCGCAAAUUGGUCGGAAGGAAAAUAACAGAAAGGCCAGUUAUAUGAGUUAUAUAUGUCUUUAUACCGAGUUAUUAUGAAACAAUUCUUUAUGAAUAUGAUUAGUUGUUAUCAUUUUAGUGUACGUAAUAUAUAGAAUAAUUAAGUGAGCAAUCAAAUUUAAUAUAAAAUCAUUCAUAUUAUAGACAGCAAGCAAUAUCACCUAUCAAAUUUAACAUGAAACACAAUGCUAAGGUACUUUUAUGUUUGUUGUAUGUGUUUUCUUGGCUUUUUUCUUGUUUGCAUAUUGUUUUGUUGGCUAAUCAUCGGCUGUCAUCAAGUGAAUUGUUUUUGUUUUGUUUUGUACGCUGUUCCUUUUUUGUUGCGUUACAGUGUCUUUUUGAUGUUACACAUGUAUUGCAUAUGAUGAUGCCUUUUAGAUGUUUUUAUUAUUUGUCCAUUCUUAUGACUUUGAAAAACGUCAUUUAUAAUAAAAAUACUGUGCAAUGUGUGUUAAUCAAUGUCAGUUUACGUACUAUGUGUUUUUAUGUAUAAUAAUAAAU